Messenger RNA from Symbiodinium pilosum, 477 nucleotides. The record is from the annotation of a GenBank genome assembly. NCBI's taxonomy places the organism in Eukaryota, Dinophyceae, Suessiales, Symbiodiniaceae.
AUGAAGCAAUUGCUGCCGGUGCUGCUAUGCCUGGCUUGCCAUAUAGGCACCUCACACAAGUUCAAGGGCGACCCCACCAGUGAUCAGGAGUGGACUGAUCUGGACAUCGCUUCGGAAGGGCCUGACCCGAUCAAAGAGUAUGGGCCGCAUGCAGACUUAUCGAUGGCCUUGUCUCUGGUUCUGACCAACCUCUCCAACUACUCCGGCUUGAUCAACUCUAGAGACAGACCCCACAACGCGAACCUCACUUAUUACUUUGGUGUGGAUCCUCAUCAGGACCUCUUGAUGCCUAUGACAAGGUCCAGGGGUUCUUUGAGGUCCUUCACGAGGUGCUGGGUGAGAACGCCUCACGCUACUGCCCAUUCCAUGCAGAGAUAUACAUCCCGAGUUGCAUUGAUAUUGCCGUGUGCCUGGUCUCUCGUGACGUUCCCAAAUACAUGCCAGCGGAAGCCUAUGCUUCUAUUCUGGAGCAGGUGA